AUGGCGGUUCUCGCUCGAGGUCUGAUGAUUGCCGUCCUGCGCACGUGCCUGCCCAGCAAGGGGCGUCUCGAGGCCGUCGGUAGGCCGCAGUCUCGUUUGGCGUGCGUAGCCCCAACCGCAUCCCCGAAGCAUUUCUCCCAUAGCAAGUUCCGGUCCAUGAUAACAGCUUACAUCAAACCCCUUGCCCUCCUUCACAUGAUCUGGGCCAAGACGGCACUAGUAGGGCCCUUACCCACCAGCCGGGCCUCACUCUUUGACAACUUCGCAGUCCGCGGACCCGGUCUCACUCUAACUGGGGUGCAAGAUAGCGGGGUAACCUGGCUGGUCUGCAAUAAGUGAUGGGAGUCAUCUUUCCCCGUCCGCCAAUUAGAGAAAUAAUGUCUCGUCCGGCAUUACACCCUCAAGCGGGUUGCCAGAAAAAGCAAUUCAAGGAGGGGAAAAGGGGGGGAAAUGUCUCAGGCCAAGGUGCCGGUGCCGGUGAUGCUGAUUCCUCAAACAUCCCCGCGCUUCUAAAAUAAAUAAAAAAUACCC
Molecule: messenger RNA, 531 nt
Organism: Gaeumannomyces tritici R3-111a-1
Lineage: Eukaryota; Fungi; Ascomycota; Sordariomycetes; Magnaporthales; Magnaporthaceae
Exons: 3
Coding region: 1-339 (112 amino acids)
Source: RefSeq, a predicted model, not a curated record